AUGUUGCUACGGCAAACUCAUCUGACAACGUUGGGUACAUGGGUAGCCACAUUGCUUCUCGGAUGUGCAUUUACGGCGGUCGUCUUUGGUGGCUUUCGAGGGCAUUCCUUGGAUAUUUUGACUAACCGACUGAAUCUUCAAUCCUCUAGAGCGUAUGACCCUCAGCUUGUUUCAUUCUGGAAGGACCUGGCCACUGCUCUUGAGGCAGCGCGACCGCAGUGUGCUCCCAUCAAUGUCACCGCUGGGGAGAUGUCCGACCACGACAAGAACUGGGAACCACUGUUGGAAAAACAGAGGCCCAAGAAGCUAAAUCUUCCCGAGGAAGACGAGAUUGAGCUGACGAGAGCCCAUCGCCAGAUGAGGCUUGCAGCGCGCCGCCUCGCCCCCGCUUUCCCCGUCGGUGAGGGCAAAGGUAUCGUUACCACGGGGGGCCUCAAGCUCUUCACUGUCUUACUGGUAUCUCUUCGAAUGCUUCGCCGCACAGGCUGUUCGCUUCCUGUCGAGGUAUUUCUGGGUGACCGAGCGGAAUAUGAGACGGUGGUGGAUACCUGCGAGAAGAUACUCCCACGGCUGAACGCUCGCUGUCGCGUCAUCUCCGACAUAUACUUUGAGGCGGACGUUGCCCCUCCAGACCACUUCCAGUUCAAAGUCCUCGCCAUCUUGUUUUCGUCUUUUGAGCAUGUUCUCUUCCUGGACGCCGACUCCUUUCCCGUGCAUGAUCCGACGCCACUCUUGAGUUCUCCCCCUUAUACCACCCACGGGCUCGUAACAUGGCCGGGAUUCUAUGCGAAUGCAGCAUCAUCGCACUUCUAUCACAUAGCCGGUAUCGAAGAGCCUCCCGUAAACCGCGGCACCGAGUCAGGGCAGCUGUUGUUGAACAAACACCACCACCGCGAGAGCUUGCUGAUGAUGGUAUACUACAAUUAUUACGGCCCAGAAUACUAUUAUCCGCUCCAAGCCCAAGGAGGGCCAGGACAAGGCGACAAGGAGACCUUCGCAGCUGGAGCCCUGGCGGUCAAUGCUCCGGGACCCUUCUACAAAGUGAAGACACCCGUGAUAGCACUCGGACAGACCGUCAAUGGCCAAUAUGUGUUCGCAGGCGCCGCGCAGGCCGACCCUAUACAGGACGUCGCAUAUGAGCCGCCACCUCCGAACCACAUACUCAAGGACUAUCAAUGGAGCGAAGACGAUGCCAUUGCUGCACGUGAGCCUCAUAAGGCGAAGGCGAGAGCUUUCUUCGUGCAUACGGUCUCUGAGGGUACCAAGCUGGAUCCAUCGAAGCUUCUGCGCGAAGGGGGCCUGGCAUGGGACCCGAAUGGGAAUUUCCACCGCAUAUGGGGGGAUGAAAAGUGGGUGGUGGAGAAAUUCGGAUUCGAUGUGGAGAAGAGAAUGUGGGAGUGCGUGCAGGAGGAGGCCUGCAGGAUGGACUCUAAGCUGUGCAGUGAAGUAAAACGGUAUCGGAAGAAGGUCUUUAGUAUGACGGGGUCGUAA
Westerdykella ornata is the source of this 1491-nucleotide messenger RNA. Its product is annotated as nucleotide-diphospho-sugar transferase. Gene Ontology annotation, biological process: mannan biosynthetic process. The record is from RefSeq and is a predicted model, not a curated record. The coding region runs from base 1 to 1491 and encodes 496 amino acids. Gene Ontology annotation, molecular function: alpha-1,2-mannosyltransferase activity. The transcript is spliced from 2 exons. NCBI's taxonomy places the organism in Eukaryota, Fungi, Ascomycota, Dothideomycetes, Pleosporales, Sporormiaceae. Gene Ontology annotation, cellular component: Golgi apparatus.